This is a messenger RNA of Dioszegia hungarica, 504 nucleotides long. RefSeq names its product transcription initiation factor TFIID subunit A-domain-containing protein. The coding region runs from base 1 to 504 and encodes 167 amino acids. The transcript is spliced from 2 exons. Gene Ontology annotation, cellular component: SAGA complex; SLIK (SAGA-like) complex; transcription factor TFIID complex. Gene Ontology annotation, molecular function: DNA binding; protein heterodimerization activity; TBP-class protein binding. The record is from RefSeq and is a predicted model, not a curated record. NCBI's taxonomy places the organism in Eukaryota, Fungi, Basidiomycota, Tremellomycetes, Tremellales, Bulleribasidiaceae. Gene Ontology annotation, biological process: DNA-templated transcription initiation; RNA polymerase II preinitiation complex assembly.
AUGCAGGUCAACGCCAGUACCUACGGUCCUUCGACCGACAAGUCGGACUCUGUGCUCGCGCAGGCCAAGUGGCUGCCUGAUGCGGCGUACGACGCGGCGCUGAGGGAGAAGCUCGCGCAGUUUCAAGCGCCAGUCAAGGUCGGCGGGAGAUCGACGCUCAUGCAGGGGUUUGCGCAAGGGCGGGUCAUGUCAGAUGUCCCGCUCGAGCGGGUUCCGGAUGCGAUACGGGCGAUAGCCGAGGAGGCGGAUAGAGAGUCGAUGGCGCAAAAGAAGAAGGAGGUCGAUCCGGCUUUGUCGAGUAGCAAGAAGAGGAAGAUACAGGAUGUGGCGGAUAAUGUGGAUAAGGGGUUGAAGAUUGAUGGGGAGGUUGAGCAUGUUCUGCUUCAGAUUGGCGAUGAGCAUAUGGAUAUCAUCUCGCAGGUGUCGUGCAACCUCGCCAAGCAUCGAAAGAGCGAGACCGUCGAGCGGAAGGAUGUCCAGCUUGCAUACGGUAUGUCAUUUUGA